Molecule: messenger RNA, 1811 nt
Organism: Seriola dumerili (greater amberjack)
Lineage: Eukaryota; Metazoa; Chordata; Actinopteri; Carangiformes; Carangidae
Gene: mapk8b
Product: mitogen-activated protein kinase 8-like
Exons: 12
Coding region: 249-1568 (439 amino acids)
Biological process (GO): JNK cascade; protein phosphorylation
Cellular component (GO): nucleus; cytoplasm
Molecular function (GO): JUN kinase activity; ATP binding
Source: RefSeq, a predicted model, not a curated record
AUGUAUUUUGCGAUGAUCCAGACCUGCUAGAGUGAGGGAAACGGAACUAUAUCCGGAGGAAAAAAAAAGGGGAUUAAAGUGCUGUUUUUCACCGAACAACCAAAAGAAAAAACGGCCGGGUUGUGUCUUCAGCAGCAGGCAGCGAACGGCGACUGCGGGUCGACACUGUUGGAAUUAACCGGAGAGGGGUCUUGAGAGGAGAGCUCCACUUGGAUGCCCAGUCACAGUGUUCGUCCCAAGGCUUCACCAUGAACCGGAACAAGCGUGAAAAGGAGUACUACAGUAUAGAUGUGGGCGAUUCAACUUUUAUGGUUUUAAAGCGCUACCAGAACCUCAGACCCAUCGGAUCCGGAGCACAGGGAAUUGUCUGUUCAGCGUAUGACCACAAUUUGGAGAGGAACGUUGCCAUCAAGAAGCUGAGCCGACCCUUUCAGAAUCAAACUCACGCAAAACGGGCCUACAGAGAACUGGUGCUCAUGAAAUGUGUCAACCAUAAGAACAUAAUCGGCCUAUUAAACGUAUUCACACCACAGAAGACACUGGAAGAAUUCCAAGAUGUGUAUCUUGUGAUGGAGCUGAUGGAUGCCAACCUCUGCCAGGUGAUUCAGAUGGAGCUGGACCACGAGAGGCUUUCCUACCUGCUCUACCAGAUGCUGUGUGGAAUCAAACACCUACACGCCGCAGGCAUCAUACACAGGGACCUGAAGCCCAGUAACAUCGUGGUGAAGUCUGACUGUACUCUAAAGAUCCUGGACUUUGGCCUGGCCAGGACAGCCGCCACCGGCCUCCUCAUGACGCCUUAUGUGGUCACCCGCUACUACCGCGCCCCUGAAGUCAUCCUGGGCAUGGGCUACCAGGCCAAUGUUGAUGUCUGGUCUGUUGGCUGCAUCAUGGCUGAAAUGGUCCGGGGUAGUGUGUUGUUUCCAGGCACUGAUCAUAUCGACCAGUGGAAUAAGGUCAUCGAACAGCUGGGGACGCCAUCCCAGGAGUUCCUGAUGAAACUCAACCAGUCAGUGAGGACUUACGUGGAGAACCGGCCACGGUAUGCUGGCUACAGCUUCGAGAAGCUCUUCCCCGACGUCCUGUUUCCUGCAGACUCUGAACACAACAAACUGAAAGCGAGCCAAGCCCGAGACCUACUAUCCAAGAUGCUGGUGAUCGAUGCGUCAAAACGGAUCUCAGUGGAUGAGGCUCUCCAGCACCCGUAUAUCAAUGUGUGGUAUGACCCCACUGAAGUGGAGGCGCCACCACCAGUGAUCACAGACAAGCAGCUGGACGAGAGAGAGCACACAGUGGAGGAGUGGAAAGAAUUGAUAUAUAAAGAAGUGUUGGACUGGGAAGAAAGGACAAAGAACGGCGUCAUCAGGGGACAACCAGCGUCCAUAGGUGCAACAGUGAGCAGCAGCCCCGACCAGCACCACCAGCACCACCCCUCCACGUCCUCCUCCGCCUCCAUGUCCACCGACCCGACCCUGACCGACACCGACAGCAGCCUGGAGACAGCCAGCACCGCCGCUGUCGCCACCGCCGCUGCUACUACCGCUGGCCCCCUGGGCUGCUGCAGAUGACUAUCAUCUACUCCUCCUGAUCCUGGUCCUGGUCCUGGUCCUGGGCUGGGCUGGGCUGGGCUGGGCUGGGCCACUCUCCCUGGUCACCUUUGAGACCACCAGCCUGACACUGGCUCUUGGCCCCGCCCCCUGCAUCUGCCUCCUCCCACCUCCUCUAUGUGCUUGUCUUCAGUAGUUUAGCGAUUAGCCAGCUAGCUGUUUGAGAAAUAUUUCUGAAAGGACAGAUCUUUUUUCCUUUUUUUA